GCUCACCUUUGCUGAUCUGAACCGCUGAAGCUGCAGUGAAGAGAGAGCGGGGAUUUCAUCUCAAGCUGUGAAAUGCAUUAGAGGAAAUACAGUAAGAGGUGAUUCCAGUGAGCCCGAGCUGAUAUCAUCAUGGAUGGUCCUCAAUCUGGAAACGCCACAGCGGAGACGGACGAGCGCUUGAACACCGGCGAUGUUGAAGUCCGUGUGCGCAAGGCAUCCUGGGAACCCAGUGUUCUGUCCUCCAUUGGAAAGGAGAUCCAUUAUUUCGCCGGUCAUGAGAUCAACAUCUGGGAGUCUCUUGAUUCAUAUGGUUCUGUCAUCUGGCCAGCAGCUCUGGCUCUGUGUCACUACCUUGAAUCUAAUCGAGCGACGGUUGAUCUUCUUGACAAGGCCGUGCUGGAGAUCGGAUCCGGCACAGGUCUCGUGUCCAUCGUGGCCAGUCUGUUGGGUGCUUGGGUGACCGCAACGGACCUGCCGGAGGUACUCGGGAACCUCAGAUGCAAUCUGUCCAGAAACACGCGGGGCCGCUGCAGAUACACCCCGCAGGUGGCGGAGCUCUCGUGGGGUCAUGAGCUCGAGAAGACCUUCCCUCAUUCAGUCUACAGGUACGACUACAUCUUAGCAGCCGAUGUGGUCUAUCAUCAUGACUUCCUAGCGGAAUUACUGGUCACCAUGCAGCAUUUCUGCCAGCCCAGAACAACCCUCAUAUGGGCCAACAAGACCCGCUUUGGUUCAGAUCUGGUUUUUGUGGAGAACUUCAAAAAAACAUUCAACACCACCUUGCUGGCAGACAACGGAGAAGUUAAAAUUUACUCUGCCACCGUGAAAGAUGAAAGUGCACCAGUGACGUCAAAACAGACCGAAGGGGUUGCGAAGAAACAAGUCAAAGACGUUGACAAGAACGAGUCAAAGCCAGAGAUUAGGUCAGUGGUCAAACUGAUGGCUGUGGAACAGGUUAAAGAAAAUGAUCAUAAAGAUGUGCAAAGGAAACCAGGAUACGUUGUUAUGGAAAAUCGUGAGGAAACGUUAAAUUUGGAAGAUGGAAAUGAGGAGGACAACAUGGAUCUUGAAAGUAAGGACAGUGGAGACGGCCGCUCUGAGACGGAUUCAACAUUCGUAGAGCAGAAAUCAGAGAAUGAGAACGUGAGAUCAUUGGCACCGGCAAUUUACUACAGACCUGAGAAAGAAGUUUACCAUUUUUUGGGACAGAGAAUCACAAUCGAGGAGUCCAUCGAUUCUUACGGUGCUACUAUAUGGCCAGCGGCACUUGCACUUUGCCGAUUCUUGGAAACACCACAGGGUCGUCAACAGAUUGAUUUACUCGAUAAAUCAGUUCUUGAGCUUGGAGCUGGAACCGGCUUACUUUCAGUUGUCGUCACGCUGUUGGGUGCCAAACUAACAGCCACGGAUUUACCCGAGAUUCUGAGUAAACUCACAUGCAACCUCAACAGGAACACGAGAGGCCGGAGGAGGCACGAGCCCCAGGUAGCAGAACUCUCCUGGGGUCACAAGCUGGACGAGGCCUUCCCUAGAUCCACACACCAAUAUGAUUAUGUGUUGGCGACUGAUGUGGUGUAUCACCACGACUUCUUGGCCGAGCUACUGGUCACCAUGCGCCACUUCUGCCAGCCGGGAACUACUCUAGUCUGGGCGAACAACGUCCGCUUUGCCUCGGAUCUCGGCUUCAUCGACAACUUCCACCGAUAUUUUGAUAUCGCACUGCUUGAAGAGUUGGAUGAUGUGAGGAUUUACGUGGCAACCAGCAAGAUAUCAGAGAAGGACGAUGACAAGGUUCAAGAGACUAGCGAGGAAGUGGAGGACAAUGGUGACCUUGAGUCAAGCAAGCGGGACGCUGGGGAACCGAACUCUAUGAGCGAGACAGGAGACAAUGCAGAGGAACUGGAACAAGAGCAGGAGUCUGACGAUACUCAGAGUUUAGAAAACGACACGAAGGAGAAACAAGUACAGGAAGAAGUCCAGGACUCUGGAAGAUUUGGGGAGGAAGAAGCUGAACCGGACAUCACAGAAACACCUAAACAGAGAACCUGGGCUCCCACUGUCUACUACAGUAAUGGCAAGGAAACCUACUCCUUUCUAGGUCAUGAAAUCAGGAUUCAGGAAACCGUAGACCAUUAUGGCAGUACGGUAUGGCCAGCGGCAUUGGCCCUUUGCCGAUUCCUGGAUACCCCGACAGGCCGACAGCAGAUCAAUCUCCUCGACAAACUGACCCUGGAGCUCGGAGCGGGAACGGGUCUUCUCUCGAUAGUUGCCACACUUCUGGGUGCUAAACUAACGGCCACGGAUCUCCCAGAAAUCCUUGGCAAUCUGAGGUCCAACUUGAACCGGAACACCAGGCAUCAUUGGAGACACGAGCCUCGGGUUACAGCGUUGGCUUGGGGUUACAAACUGGAGGAGACGUUUCCCCGCUCCACACACCACUACGAUUACGUGUUGGCCGCCGAUGUGGUCUAUCACCACGACUAUCUCCCCGAGCUCCUCGUCACCAUGCGCCACUUCUGCGGCCCGAAGACCACGCUGAUCUUCGCAAACAAGGUCCGGUAUCAGGCCGACCUGGUGUUUAUAGGGGACUUUCAGAAAGCUUUUAGCACUACAUUGCUGACAGAGAUGGAUGAGGUGAGGAUUUACUCGGCUACCAUGAGAAUCUGAUGACUUUAUGCACCACUUUAAGAAGGCUUUCCAAACGACACUGCCGGCACAGGUAGAGAAGCAUGUCUGCGAUCCAACGCCAUUCACACUGCAGACAAUUCACUUUUGCUUUUAGAAACAAUAUUUAGGGCUGACUGUGAACACUUUUUAACACAUUUAUAAAUCAUCAAAUCAGCAUUUUUAGGGAAUGUAAUGAAGACUCUGGCCAUAACCUUCAACAACGAUAUAGCAGCGUAAUAAUAAUAAUAGGACUGUACAAAUACAACUGACAUGUUGUGAUUGACACAAUCCUUUGAAUCAGAAAUUUUAGAUUUGGAAUCGAAUAAAAAUAAUAAAAGUAAAUUUCCAACUCAAAUCAACUUGUGGUUUUGAAUAACAAAAAAUGUAUUUAAUGUUUUUGCCGUGUACACUACUGUAUAUAUGUGUGUGUUUUUAUAGAUUCCAGUAUGAACAGACUGAAAUUUAAGUCACGUUUGGAAAGGGAGGAAACCCAGAAUUAAAUUGGUUUUAUAUAAUGUUUGUUAUGUAAUUUAGAACAAUGUUUUGCAGUGGGUUUGUGUUUUAAUUUUUUAUUAUUAUUUUCAUAUAGCGAUUGUAUAAGAUUUAUCAUUGUCAAAGGUAUAAAAAUUGAUUAUUUGGUUUGUUAAUUUUUUUAAUUCAAUCAAUAUAUAUUUUUUUUAAUUAUUUUAGUGUUUUACAUGGAGCAUUUGUGCAUUUCCCUAUACUGAUGUUCUUUUUUUUUUUGAUAAAUAUAAAGAAAAACGCUAAACAAAGAAAAUUAUGAAAUAUUGUUUAGCACAUU
This is a messenger RNA of Pimephales promelas (fathead minnow), 3469 nucleotides long. NCBI's taxonomy places the organism in Eukaryota, Metazoa, Chordata, Actinopteri, Cypriniformes, Leuciscidae. The record is from RefSeq and is a predicted model, not a curated record.